CAUAAUUUUAUCAGAAAAAAUCGCUUUGAAUCCUGCGUUUUUAUUGACACAUGCUGUACCAAGUGCACAGGGGCAUAUAAUAACAGGAUCACCGGCAAGUGCUGUUGCGUAAAACAGCUUUUGUAAACUAAACUUAAAAUUGAAAAAAAAAAUCCCCAGGACAUUGUAAUAAAUCUGGCGAUUUGUUUUGUCCAGGUACGUCGUAAGCAUUGGGCGCUUUAUUGGGCCCAACCACCGCCAAAAUACUGGCAGGCCUAAUCCUCUUUUUGCUGUUACCCCCUUGUUCAAAAUAAGGUGGAACAAAUACAAAGAAUGUUCGAAAAGGGUUUGUUAGUAAAAUAACAUGAUGUAUAUCAUUGGCACAUUAACAUUUUAAGUGAAAAAAUAUCACGAUGAAAUAUUGCCAGAUUUGGAAAAUUAAAUAAGUCACAUAGGUACGAAUGUGAUAAAUCCUUUCCUAUGGGUGUUUGUUUCAUAAUUGUAAUGGCAAGAAGCGCCGGUUUAGGCGCCACUGCGGUACCCUUUUGCCCCACCCAUGGGCCAGAUGCGAGAGCUUAAAACCCGGGGCUACCCUUCAAGCACAGCUCACUUGCAACUGUGGUUUCUCCGUUGAAACUUGGUCGCGAGCCGCUUGCUACAAACCCUCCAUACACGGCCCACCGUCUGUUUGCGUCGUUUGUUGUCUAAACUUUGCCAGAGAACGCUGUCACCAUGCAGAGAGCUCAGCUCACAGCGAAAUCCAGGAUGUCCAAAGGCUCGGCCAUGCCAGCCGACCUCAUCCUGUACGGGGGCGACAUCAUCACCAUGGAGGGGAGCGAGGCCAACCCGGGGUCCCGCGGUGCCGACUCCCUGCCAAAGACCGAGGCCGUAGCGAUCAGCGGGGACACCAUCCUGGCCGUGGGCUCCAUCGAUGUGGUCUUCCGUCACGCCGGACCCGACACCCAGGUCAUCUUCCUGAACCAACAGACCCUGAUGCCGGGCUUCAUCGAACCCCACCAGCACGCUAUACAGUGCGCCCUCAUGCGGAGCCAGUACAUCAACAUCAGUGCCCUGAAUUACAGGUGCUAUGAUGACAUUCACACCGUCAUGGUGAACAGAAUCAGCGAGCUGGAUGCAGAUCCCAACAACAAGGACUGGGCCAUCUUCUUCGGCUGGGACCCUGAGCUCAUCUCCGACCUGCCCACUCUCAGCGCCGACUUCCUGGAUGCCAACUUCUCCUCCACCAUUCCGAUCGUCGUGGUUGGUCAGAGCGGUCACGUGGCCUGGGUCAACAGUCCCGCUCUUGCGGCGCCUGAGCCACCUAUUGGCCAGAAUUACCCUAGUCCAUCUGGAGGUACCGUGGUCCUGGAUGCCGAGGGCUGGCCCACCGGGCAGCUCUUCGAGGAGCCGGCCAUCAUGCUGGUCAUGGGUCGAGCCCCACUUCCCGACGAGGAGCUCAUGAUGCAGGGCUUCUAUGAUCAAUGGAGAGCCUACGCCUCAGCCGGGCUGACCACCGUGACUGAGCUGGCCUACAUGCCUUCUCCCGAGAUGGAUGCGAUUCUCAAGACUUGUGCUGAUGCUCCAGACUUCCCUGUCCGCCUGGGUCUGUACAAAAUGACCCAUGCGCAGACAGACGAAGAGGUGCAUCAGCCCCAGUCAGCUCCCCCUCCGCCGAAGGUAAGAUGCUGCAGCCAGCUGGGGCGCGUUCAGCCCGCACCAGCCAAGAAAGGCAGGAGCGCCGUGAAAAACUACGACGGGGGAGUUGGCAACUACAGCUCCCGUCUGUGGGAAGCUGGCUUGAAGUUGGUUGCUGAUGGCUCCCCGCACUGCGGCACAUGCGCUACCCGCGAACCCUUCAUGUACACCCCGCUGACUGAAACCCUGGGGUUCCCCAAGGCACCUGGCUACGGCACCUUGAACAUGGAGGACGAUGCUCUCUUGGAUACCAUCAAGAGACAUCACCAGGACGGGAAGCAGAUGGCGAUCCACUGCCACGGCGAGAGGAGCUCUGAACAGGUGUUGAAGGUGUAUGAGCAGGUCCUGAACCAGUUCCCGAAUCAGAACAACCGUCAUCGCAUGGAGCAUCUUGGCCUGAUGACCGUGGACCAGAUUGAACGCGCUGGCAAGAUCAAUCUGGCACUGUCUUUCUUCGUGGACCAUCUCCGCUUCUACGCCUUGGUCUACAAGACUGACAUCUUCGGUGAGCGAGUCAACCGCUGGACUCCGCUGUCUGAGGCAACCAAGAAUGGCAUUACUUGGACCAUUCAUCAGGAUCAUCCGACCUUCCCCGGAGACGCCAACCCUUUCGCCAACAUGAAGACAGCCAUCACCCGUUGCACCAGGGAUGACCCUACCACUCCUUACGGCCCGGAGUACCGCGUGUCCAUCCACGAAGUUCUCAAGUCCUACACCGUCAACGCGGCCUGGCAGCUCCACCUGGACCAGAAGGUAGGAAGUAUCAAGCCUGGCAAGAAGGCCGACCUGGUGAUUCUCUCUGACAACCCUUACGACGUGGACCCGUUUGACUUGGAGAAAAUCCGUGUCAUUGAGACCUUCGUGGACGGGCGCCGCAACAACCUGGCCAACAUCAAGACCAUACCCACGGUCAACGUCAAGGUGCUAGACCGUCCGGUUUAGGCAAACUAGACAUGCCGCAGAAUAAGGAAUCAUUCGAUAUUUUCCUCAAAAUUAUUAUGAAAACAAACAUUGCGAAUAUUUGCAAUCAACUAGGCCUUGCUAUUGGCGUAUCAAUACAGGAAUGAGGGCUUAAUUAUACGCAUGCAGUUUUGUCACGUUAAAGCUGCCAAAAGUAUUAGCUGAGAUAACUUAAGCAACGAGCAAAAUGGACCCAAUUCAAGGAAAUAUGUGCCGUUUGAUCACAAAAUAAUUCAAACUUAUUUUAUUUUUAAUGGUCAUUUACGAAUUAUUCUACAUACAUUAAGCUCCCUCUGCACCUCACAAUGAAAUUUUCUCGAUAAAAGAAAACGCUGAAAUUUGUUUGUUUUUGUGUGAUGAAAAUGUUUAGGUUUCGGUUUUUGAGCAGUUAAAAAAUUAGAAAUGUUUUUAGUCGUAAGUAAAGUUAAAGGAUUUUCACGUACAAAAAAAGAAACGAAAGGCGAAAAGUAUGAGGAAUACGUGGGUUGAGUUAUGAAAUACUGGUUGUUGCUUAUGUCGUGUUAAGAUGAAAUGUAGAAAAAAAAUAGUUGGCCUGACAGAAAGAUAUAUUAAGAUUAUAAAGGUGUUGGAAUAUUUUUUAGUGCUUGUAUUUGAUGAAAAGGGUUUCGGGUUAUGCUGACAUACACAUUUUACGGCAACGCUAUUAAGGAGUUAACUUUCGGGGUUAUCAAGAGAUAAAAUAUUCCAUAAUUAUAAAAACACGCCAAGUUUUGAAUUUUGUGGUGUCGUUUGUUUUAAAGCUGAUUUCUCUGUCCUUAAAAUUAAGUUAAGAUGAAUUUUAAUCGUGAUUGAAAAAAUGGUGGUUUUGAAUAAAGAGUUUGUAACGGGUUUUGCAUUGUUA
Molecule: messenger RNA, 3496 nt
Organism: Patiria miniata (bat star)
Lineage: Eukaryota; Metazoa; Echinodermata; Asteroidea; Valvatida; Asterinidae
Product: putative amidohydrolase YtcJ
Exons: 7
Coding region: 712-2616 (634 amino acids)
Molecular function (GO): hydrolase activity, acting on carbon-nitrogen (but not peptide) bonds
Source: RefSeq, a predicted model, not a curated record